Messenger RNA from Gossypium arboreum, 1592 nucleotides. RefSeq names its product E3 ubiquitin-protein ligase RING1-like. Lineage: Eukaryota; Viridiplantae; Streptophyta; Magnoliopsida; Malvales; Malvaceae. The transcript has a single exon. Gene Ontology annotation, biological process: protein ubiquitination. The record is from RefSeq and is a predicted model, not a curated record. Bases 224 to 1330 code for a protein of 368 amino acids.
AGCCGACAUUAUAAGAAAAGUCAAGAAUCCAAUGCAGAAAAUAAUAUCAAACCACAAAAAAGGAAAGAGUCGUGUUUAUCUUUUAUUCAGACACUUCCCUCCAAUCGUUUCCCUUACUUCAAUUUCUUCAUUUCCCCCCUUACCCAAUCAUUUUGAUCUACUCUUUCCUGGUUUUUUCUUCUUUUUUGCUUUAAUGUUCCAUCUUUGAUUUGAUUCCCCCGAUAUGGGUUUUCGAAUUCAUUUCAGAAAUUUGGGAUAUAAUGAUUCAAGCAUUGAAGUCUCAGCAAAAAACUGUGAUGAUCAUGAUGAUGAUGAUGGUUGUGACGACCGUUGUGCUUCACUAUCCUGUUUCCAGGAUGAUGGUUCUAUCGCUCAUCAUCAUUCAGCGUUGCGCACCAAGUAUUUGAUAAUAAUUUUCACAGUACUUGCGGUUUCGUUUUUGAUCCUCUGUUUGUACGUUUACUACGUCAGGUAUUAUCGACGCCGAUCCCUUGUUAGGGGAAGAAGAUCGAAUGAAACGACUGAAACCCAUGAUGAGUUUCUCGAUGAAGAUCAUGGUCCGGUCGUUGAUCAUCAUGUAUGGUAUAUCAACACCGUUGGUUUACAACCGUCGAUCAUUGAUUCCAUUGCUGUUUUUAAGUACGUAAAAGGUGAGGGUCUUGUUGAAGGAACGGAGUGCUCUGUUUGUUUAAACGAGUUCGAAGAAGGUGAGACUUUAAGGCUGUUGCCUAAAUGUAGCCAUGCUUUUCACAUCUCUUGUAUUGAUACUUGGCUUAGGUCCCAUACCAAUUGUCCCAUGUGCCGAGCACCCAUUGUUUCAAACAUGGCUGAUAAAGGACCAUCAUCAUCAUCUGGGGUAAAUAAUGAAGUUACUGAAGGAACCCAAGUUGCAAUUAUAGUAGAUAAUGAAGAAUCUGAAGGAGAAACAGGAAGUGUAACAAGUGAAAUGAGGCAUAGACCAUAUGAGGAAGAUGAGAGAAAUACAGAGGAUGAAGAUGGGGUUCUUCAGCCUGUAAGAAGAUCAGUUUCUUUGGAUUCCAUGGCAGCUUCACAGAUCAGCCAAGCACUUGCUAACAAUGGUGUAGCAGAAGGGUCUAAUGGAAGCAAUUUAGAUAAUGAAUUGGGUAAAGGGAAAGAAUCAAGCUUGAGAAUUGUGCCAAGGAGAGGUUCAGGAAAUCAAGGUUUAUUGAGACUAAUGUGCAAUUCGUCCAUAGGUAGAAGAUCUUUGCAAAUUAGGCCAAUUUUCAUGAAGAGAUCAUUUUCUUGCAAUGGGAAAUUCUCUUUGCCAAUCUCAAACCGUAACCGGAAUCCUCCUUUGAGAAGCUUUUGAUUGGUGAGUCACCGCCGCCACUGCCGGUGUCUACUUUCAGGUGAGACAUCUUACGAUGUCUAGCAAACUCUCAACAAGAUGAGGGUUUGUUUUAUAUAAGCCUUUUUACACCCUUAAAACUAGAAAAAUAUUGUAAUAAAGUAAUAACCAGAACCCUUUCAUUAAUACAGAUGAUGUUGAACUUUGUAUCAUAAUAUCCAUAUCAUUCAAAGGUCUUGAUUGAAGAUUAUCAAUGGAAAUGUGCCUUUUCUUAUGUAGAAAA